AUGAAUGGCCUUCCGGAGAACAUCCAUGACAUCAGCGUGGGCAAAAGCGACGACGCUGAGGUGGUGCUCUUCAACUCUGGCAACGCUGCAAUCGAGGGACUUGGCGUCUUCUUGUUUGCCUAUGUCUGCCAGAUCAACGCGUAUGAAGUGUAUUGGGAUAUGACAGACCGCUCUCUCUCCAAGUACACCUUGGCGUCGGCUCUGGGUAUGAUGCUGUGCUUCCUGUUGUACGCCAUGACAUCCUUCUUCGGCUACCUCGACUUUGGCCGAGAAGUGACGAGCUCUGUGCUGCUUAUGUACGAUCCAAUCAAGGAAAAACAGAUGAUGGUCGGUUUUGUUGGUGUGCUUGUGAAGUUGUGUUGUUCUUUUGCAUUGCUUUCCAUGGCGUGCCGCAACUCCCUGUAUGGCACUAUUGGCUGGGAUGCUGAUGAAAUUCCCUACUGGAAGCACAUUAUUGUGGUCGUCACCCUCUCCGUUAUCAUGCUGCUCUUCGGCCUGUUCAUCCCAAAGAUUACAAUUGUGUUGGGCUUUGCCGGAUCCAUCACUGGAGGCUCUCUCGGUUUCAUCCUCCCAGCGCUGUUCGUCAUGUACUCAGGGGAUUGGAACCUGAAGAAGGUGGGCAUCUUCAACUACCUAUGCACGUACGCCCUACUUCUGUCUGGAGUUGUUGCUGUUAUUUUUGGCGAAGGUGGGACGAUUUACAGUACGGUUAUUGGCGAUUGA
Messenger RNA from Trypanosoma theileri, 723 nucleotides. Its product is annotated as amino acid transporter. The record is from RefSeq and is a predicted model, not a curated record. Gene Ontology annotation, biological process: amino acid transmembrane transport. Bases 1 to 723 code for a protein of 240 amino acids. The transcript has a single exon. Lineage: Eukaryota; Euglenozoa; Kinetoplastea; Trypanosomatida; Trypanosomatidae. Gene Ontology annotation, molecular function: amino acid transmembrane transporter activity.